AUGGCGCCCGCCCGCUCCCCAGACGUGGAGGCCCAGGCGUGGCCGCAGGAGCCGCCCGUGUCGGCCGCCGCCGAGUGCGAGGGCGCCUCGAGCUCGGCGACGGACUCCUCCGUCCCGGGGAAGCAGCAGGGCCGCCCCGGCGCGAUCCUCGGCCUGCUCACGCCAGCGCAGUGGCUGUACUGCGCAUUCGCACUCCUGGCGGAGCUGGUGCUGGUGUGGCUCUCCCAGCAGGGCGUGACGGCGGCGCCCGCCGACGACGGGUGGGUUUGCACCGUCGCGCACUUGAUGCUCGUGUGCCUGUACCCUCGGGCUGCGCCGCCGGGAGGCGCCAGUCGAUCAGGCGUCGCGCGGCUCGCGGUGACCCCCGAGGCCGCGCCGGCCGGGCAGCAGGUGCCAGGGGUCGGGGCGGCGGCCGGCCCAGCAGGCGGGGGCAAGGGGAGGCUGUUCUUCCUGGACGGCGUCAAGACGCUGUGCACGCAGCUGGUGCUGGUCCACCACAUCAGCAUCGCCUUCGGAGGGGUGGGCGGCAUCGAGUGGGCCCUCCGGCUGGGCCAGUGCCCGGGCAACACGUUUGGCAGUCUGGUGACCAUUUGGUUGCUGAUCCCGGACCAGUCCUUCUUCAUGUGCUUGCUCUUCUUUGUGGGGGGCAUAUUCGUUCCCUCGUCUCUGGAGCGCAAGGGCACCGGGGAGUUCGUGCGCGAUAAGCUGAAGCGGCUCGGAUGGCCCCUGGUCGUGACCUACUUCGUCGUGUCUCCGCUGUCGUCGGGCCUGAGGGGCACGGUGCUCCGCGGGGGCGGCAUGCUGUCAUACGUGUGGUUCGAGCCGGGCGUGACCUGGUUCCUCAUGACCCUCCUCAUCCUCAGCAUCUCGUACGCCCUCGUCCCCUUCCCGCAGGUGGCCCUGCCGAUGCCCUCCGCCGCCGGUGUCAUCUCGACCUGCGCCGCCCUGGGGGCCGUCCAGGGGUGGAUCUCGUACUGCCGGUUCGCCCUGCUGGAAGUGGGCCCACUGCCCUGCGGCGGUCUGCCCUUCGACGUCGCCUUCUUCGCGGCGGGCUGCGUCGCGAGGCGGAGCGGGUGGAUGGAGGGCCUCCAGAGCAUGGCGCCGAGGGACUACUGGCUGGCGCGGCUGGCUGCCUUGGUCUCUGUGGUCGGCACCGGCGUCCUUGCCGCCACGGUUGGGCUGGCCGAGAUGAUGGCGCCGCGGCCUGGGCCUCAGGUGUGCUCUGGCGUGUGGCUGGGUAUCAUGACUGGUGGCAUCUCCGUAUCGGUCCUUCAUUUCUUCGCGGUUCACUGCAACUCCUCGAGCCGCUUGCAGAAAAUGGCCGGUGAGAGUCAGUACGCAGUCUACGUUCUCCAGGUCAUCGUUAUCCCCGGCGUCAUUUUGACGUUGUUGCCGAUCCUGAGGGCAGCAGGAUACACGGUCGAGUUCGAGUCUACCUCGGACGGCACGUUCGUGAGCCGAAACGAAUUUCCCCAGUGGGUCAUUGUCGGUGGUUGGAUCUAUACCGUCGUUUGGGUCACCGUGAUCUCGUGGCCGUUGGGGUACCUGUUCCGUAAACUGCCAUUCGUGAGGGACGUGUUGUAG
Messenger RNA from Prorocentrum cordatum, 1584 nucleotides. Lineage: Eukaryota; Dinophyceae; Prorocentrales; Prorocentraceae. The record is from the annotation of a GenBank genome assembly.